Messenger RNA from Uncinocarpus reesii 1704, 1485 nucleotides. Its product is annotated as succinate dehydrogenase cytochrome b small subunit. The record is from RefSeq and is a predicted model, not a curated record. The transcript is spliced from 7 exons. Gene Ontology annotation, molecular function: oxidoreductase activity, acting on the CH-CH group of donors, NAD or NADP as acceptor. Gene Ontology annotation, cellular component: membrane; mitochondrial envelope. Bases 1 to 1485 code for a protein of 494 amino acids. Lineage: Eukaryota; Fungi; Ascomycota; Eurotiomycetes; Onygenales; Onygenaceae.
AUGGCCACAGAGAACAGGGCUUUGAUCUAUCAAAAGGUCCCCACGGAGUUUCCCAUCCCUGGAGAGCACUUGACUAUCGAGAAGGUGCCAUUCGACGAGCAUGUCCCCGAUGGCGGUGUUACGGUUCAAUCGCUCUACACGAGUUUCGAUCCAUACAUGCGUGGAGGCAUGCGUCCCAAUACUGUCAAAUCCUACCGUCCCCCUUACGAAACCGGCAAACCUCUCCCUAGUCUUUCAAUCCUCAAAGUUCUAAAGUCAAACAAUGAUAAGUUUAAGCCUGGCGACGUCGUGUUGGGAUUCAUGCCCAUUCAAGAGUACGUUACUCUUUCCGCGGAAGCGGCUCAAGGACUCCGACCACUAGAGAACCCGUUGGGAUUGAGCGAUCUCCGUUACUUCCUCGGUGCGCUAGGCAUGCCCGGCCUCACGGCAUAUUCCUCCCUGAUGGAGAUUGGAAAGCCGAAGAAGGGAGAGACCAUCUUCAUCUCAUCUGCUGCGGGAGCUGUGGGCCAAGUAGUCGGUCAAAUCGCAAAACACGAAGGUCUCAAGCGACUCGCACCAGAAGGAUUGGAUAUCUACUAUGAGAAUGUUGGCGGUGAACAUCUCGAGGCGGCUAUCGAUGCCAUGAACGAUUUUGGUCGUAUCGUCGCUUGCGGAAUGAUCUCGCAAUAUAACCUUAAACCCGAAGACCGAUACCCAGUUAAGAACAUCUUCCUGACUGUUUCUAAACGACUCACCAUUCGCGGUUUUAUUGUAUCUGACCCCGGCAUGGGAGAUAAAUGGGCCAACGAACACCGAGAGCGCGUGUCCCAAUGGAUCAAAGAAGGGUCUUUCAGGCCAAUGACCUACGAAACUGCCGGUAUUGAGAAUGCUCCGAAGGGCCUGGCCGGGUUCUAUUUAAGCAUGGCUUCGAUCAUUCGCCCGUCAGCCCCAGCGCUGAGACAGACCUGCAUCACAUUCUCGAGUUCCGCAAGAAGGGCGGCAUUCUAUUCCACAAAGUCCCCGUUUGCGGCUAUAGCGACGGUGAAGCCGGUGCAAUUACAGAAGAAGAAUGGCUCGAUGAAAAUCGCCCAGUUCCAUGCUACUAGCAAGAGAGAUAUUCUGCCUCCGGAGCCGCAGGUCGUCAAAGGAACCGUCAAUGAUGCCGCUCCCAUUCCCCCUACAUCUCCAACACACGGCAGUUACCACUGGGAUUUUGAACGACUGGUCGCUAUCUCCCUUAUUCCUUUGACCAUUACUCCAUUUGCUGCUGGAUCGCUCAACCCGGUUACUGAUGCUAUUCUCUGCGGUGCCUUGGUCCUCCAUUCUCAUAUUGGCUUCCAGGCCUUGAUCGUCGAUUACCUCCCGGCUCGCCGUGUGCCAAAGACAAGAGCUUUGUGUGUUUGGGCCCUUCGCCUCGCCACAUUGACUGUGGCUGUUGGCCUCUACGAAUUCGAGACAAACGACGUCGGUAUCACCGAAGCUAUCAAGAGAAUCUGGAAGGCAUGA